Messenger RNA from Plectropomus leopardus (leopard coralgrouper), 4784 nucleotides. It is a transcript of the gene pgbd5, whose product is annotated as piggyBac transposable element derived 5. The record is from RefSeq and is a predicted model, not a curated record. Gene Ontology annotation, cellular component: nucleus. Gene Ontology annotation, biological process: non-replicative DNA transposition. Gene Ontology annotation, molecular function: transposase activity. Lineage: Eukaryota; Metazoa; Chordata; Actinopteri; Perciformes; Serranidae.
ACCCGGAUGCUGUGCCACAACUAUCGAUAAUUUUGCCCAGUGCGCAGCGCUGUAGGCAGAGCGAGGGGGCGGAAAUAUUUCAGUACCCUUGAAGCGGACAGCUCUUCCCGGAUCCACACGCGUCUGACCGCCGGGCUCCGCAUCCCGAGCCUGGAGGGCAGAGAGGACCAUCAUUCAUACCCAAGAUAGUGGAAGGUGCCCCAUUAAAGGCAAACACCUCCCUGCUCGUGCAAGAUCGUGACCACUCGCACGCCUCUGGAGCCGUAGUGGCAGGGUGAGAAGGAGGGAGGAGGAAAGAGGGAGCAGAGCAUCACCACAGAGAGAUGGCGGAGUGCGGGCGGAAGGCGCUGUCUCUCCUGGAAGCGGCCCGCUCCCGGUACGAGAGCCUGCAGAUAUCGGACGACGUGUUUGGCGAGUCCGGGGACGACAGCAGCGACAACCCCUUCUACAGCACCUCCGGGGACUCCGACUCCGACAACUACAUAGCCGAGGUGGGCGAGGAGGACCAGCAGCACCACCACCAGAAGAGGGGGGAUAAGGAGAGCCGCGGGGGAGCAGGGGGCGGCAGCGGAGCCGGUCCUCCGGGCUCUCUGUCCCGGAGUCAGGCUGAGGAGGAGGGCUGGACGGAGACGCUGCAGGAUGUCACGGUGCCGCCGUUCAAAGAGACAUAUGGCCCCGCUCAGAAGAUGCCGGCCACUGCCACAGCCUUGGACUUCUUCCAGCUCUUUGUCCCGGACAAUUGCAUCCAAAACAUGGUCACCCAGACCAACAUGUACGCCAAGAAGUUCCAGGAGCGCUUUGGCUCGGACGAGGGCUGGCGUCCUGUCACAGCUCAGGAGAUGAAGGCCUUCCUGGGCUUUGUCAUCUCCACCAGCGUGCACCGCUGUGAGUCGGUGCUCAGCAUCUGGAGCUCAGGCUUCUUCAGCAACCGCAGCAUCGCCUUGAAGAUGAGCCAGGCGCGCUUUGAGAAGAUCCUCAAGUACUUCCACAUUGUGGCUUUCCGACCGUCGCAGGGGAGCAACCAGGGCCUGUACAAGAUCCAGCCCUUCCUGGACUCUCUGCAGCAGUCAUUCGGCUGCACCUUCAGACCUUCACAGACACAGGUUCUUCACGAGCCCUUGAUAGACGAGGAUCCGGUCUUCAUCACCACAUGCACAGAAAGAGAGCUGAGGAAGAGGAAGAAGAGAAAGUUCAGCCUCUGGGUUCGACAGUGUACUUCCACUGGAUUCAUCUGUCAGAUCUCAGUCCAUCUGAAGGAGGGCACAGACGGUCUGGCCACCUUGAAGAACAAGCCGCAGCUCCACAGCCUUGUGGCCAAGCAGCUCUGCCAAAACAUCUCUGGCAAGAACACCAUCAUCUUCACGGGGCCGUCCAUCACCAGCCUCAGCCUCUUCACCGAAUUCAGCAAACAAGAUAUUUACUGUUGCGGUCUGCUGAGCACCAGGAAGAGCGACUGUACAGGUUUACCACAGAACAUGUUGGUCUGCGGCUCUACGCCGGCACAGCGCGGCCAAUCCAGAGUAAUGAUGAAAGGCACCAUGUCACUCAUCAGCUGGUACAACAAGGGACACUUCAGGUUCCUCACCAACAGUUAUUCCCCAACCAAACAAGGUAUCAUCAUUAAGAGAAAAAGUGGGGAGAUCCCAUGUCCAUUGGCUGUUGAGGCCUUUGCAGCGCAUCUCAGCUAUAUCUGCAAAUACGACGACAAGUACAGCAAGUACUUUAUCUUCCAUAAGCCCAACAAGACCUGGCAGCAGGUGUUCUGGUUGAGCAUCAGCAUCGCCAUCAACAACGCUUACAUCCUCUACAAGAUGUCUGACGCCUACACGGUCAAACGCUAUAGCCGAGCACAGUUUGGAGAAAGACUGGUCAGAGAGCUGCUGGAUUUAGACGACUGCUCCCCCACACAGUGAGGAGGAGGAGGAGGAGGACAGCAGGAGCACACAACACACACACACACACACACACACACACACAAACAUAAUCCCCACACAUGCAUUCACACUUCAUUACGGUUGUACAGACUCUGAAGUCUGUGUCGAUGUGAUAAUACUGAAGCAGUGCCAAGCCUAUGUCUCUCUUCCUCUAGUUGUUUUCUGUGGUACUGUAAAUAUUCAUGAACACACGACUGCACACUACACAAUAGAGAAUCAUGAGCCAUGGGACAUUUCACAUGCCUCAACUGCAACUUUUAACCACACAGAUUUACUAGGGAUUUGUCAGCAGGAGAUAUUUCACAAGCAGAGAUGCAAUCGGGGACAAUGAAACCAGGAUGAGUUCGCCCUUAAAUGAUGUCAGCUUCCAGUUUUAACUCUUAUCAAAGAGCAAAGUUCUCGAUUUGAGCCUGAAUCUCCCGUGUGAGUGUCCAAACAUACUCAUCAAGCUAAAAAGGCUACAUGUAGCUCGAUAUUAACACUCUGCAAAAACACCUGUGACCCUGUAACAAAAACUUAGUAAACAGGAAAAUGGUGUGUUCACACACUGCAUGCAUAAAGAAUCUGGAUCGUGAUGUUCUCUUGUUCGGUGUGAAAAUGAUUUCUGCUCCAGGUGGGUUUUUGAAACUUUUCUUUUUUGUGCGUGUGUAUGUAUUUAGCAAGUGGAACUGCCAUUUGUGUGCAACGUUGAGCCUGAGGAUGUAAAUGUACGGCUAUUGUGACCCAGAUGUGUCGUGUUGCUGCAUACUGUGUACUCGCUGGAGGAAGACUGUCAGGUGAUGUAAAGCCACACACAGCAGUGUACCACCAAUUCAUGGACUCACACUUCAAAAGAGCCAAAAAAAUAUUAAAAAGGAGACUUGCUUUGGGAUUUUUUUAUGUAUUUGUCUUAGCCUUGGGCAGUAUCAAGGUGCUAUGAUAUACCAGGGUAUUUAGGAAUACAGACAUUAUGAUACAGUCAAAAAUACAGGCUCUCCUGUUUCUAUUAAAGUAAUAUGGAGAUGCUAUAUUUAAGUGGUGUAGUGCACAGCACCCGCCAGCAGAGGUCAGUGUCUACUGGUGGGACAGGCAGCUGAGCUGAGAAAGAUGGGGACUGUGAGUGGUGGGGAUAACAUUACAGGACUGUAAACAUCCAGCCAGCAACGGCAGAGAGACUUCUAGGGAAAACAGCAUAUUUUCACAUCUAACCCAGUGAAUUAAGGAUUUGUUUUUAUCAAUCCAGAGUUGGAGAUUGUUGGAACAGCUUUUUUUUAUUGUUUGUGUUGAAUUUGAAAGAAGUGUGCCUUUCAACAUAUUAACAAGGCAAGUAACCAUAAGAGAGAAACAAAUUGGGAAAGCUAAAAUUACCCCUUUUUAUUACACAAAUACCGUUAUGUACCAUAUGCCCCGGUGAAAUGUCAGGAAGGUGGGUAGGAAAGAAUAGAGACCACCCAAGUCAAAUUUCUCUAACAACAGUAAAUAACACCAAACAACACUAAAUAACCCUGACUAAAAAGGCAACUUUGACAACAAAACAACGAAGAUAAAGUUAAGACGGGAAGAGAUUUUAUGUUUUAUUCAUCAGGACUGUGUGGGUGAGGUCUGAUCAGAUUUGAUUGACAACAUAAAGAAUCAACUUCAAACUGUUUUAUCAUUAUUCAGCUACUGCUAAAACCAUUAAACCAGUGAGCAGAGCACAGAGACAGAUACAAAUACAUUAAUUAACCAAAACAGUUCCAACUUUGGCAGAAAGUGCACUCAUGUUCUUCAUAGUAAGAAUUACAAACAAACAAAAAAGACAAUAAAUGCCAUCAAAUCUUCAGCCUCCUUUCACACCAACACUUUUUAAGGCAGGUUAACUCAUCUUAUUUGUCCCGACUUAUUACUCAUGUAGUUAACUGUGCUUUGUGGGGCACAACAAGUUCAAAAUCUCCUUGAUUGGAUGUUAAGUAAGCCAGUGUUGCUAAGCAAUGAGUGCAGUCUUGGCAAGUGGGCAAGGGGUUUGGAUAAUAUUGCUUGGCAAGAUUUAGCUACAAGAAGUAAGAACUGAAUCUCUGAUGGCUUAUAAGCAAACUAAAAUGUUGCAACAGAUCUUAAUGCAGAUAAAAUUGGAGCCCAAAUCUCAUCAGGAACUUUACUUCUUUCACAAACAUGGCUAAUCACUAUUUAUGAGAAUAUUUGCAAGUAAUGAGAAUGGUGGAUAUGCUGUCUGUUAUAUAUGUCUCUGUAAAAAUCAUCUAAUACAUUUUCAUCUGAAAUGCAAGCAUUUUGUGUCCUUCCAGUGGCACAUUUUUUUUUUGCCAAGAAACAGUUCUAGACCUGCCACCUCAUGUCCAGCCAAUGGACAUGUUUAUCUGAUGCAAAUGCACUUACUGUCUCCACACCAUACGACUAAACACACUGCUGUCUGUAGCUUUAAUGAGGACUCCAAAGUCCACUUUGCUUUGCUUAAAAAGUUAUGCAGUUGACAUGUUAUAGUCACGCUGGAGUCACAUUAUGAAGAUUUUAAGUGAAAGGUUUUGAUUUGUGCUUGCUCAAUCAGCAUGGUUCGAUGUGUGAAUACAUAUUACAGUGAGAUGACGGUGUUUACGCUGGCAGAGCAGAGUCGUGGAGUGAUUUUGCUGGCAGGGCUCAUGCACUUUGUCCCAUCACAGUCUUGCACUUUGAGGAGAGUUGUAAAGGUAGCAACAUGUUUACUAGAUAAUCCUUUUUGUUUUUAACCCAAUGAUAGUAUACACUGCUUUCAGAAAAAAUAUAGAAAAUAUGAAGAGAUGUGUAAAUAUAUACGUAGAAAUUGAAAUGGAUUAUAUGAAAAUACGCCAAUGAAAUAAGGCCAACAAUUACAGACUAUAACCAAAUCAGAAAAGAUUU